AUGUGCCAGAAUGGGAAAGAUAGUCCGCUGGAUCUUGAUAUAGCCAGAGAGAUUAAAGUUAAACGGUCACUAAAUUUGGAAAAAAAGGAAGAUGAAGCAACACCUUGCAAGAAGAACCACAAGGUUUCCAUUGAAAGAUUUUCCCCAGUUACUGGAACUCAGUGUCUUAGCCCUUUUACCCCCAGGGGCACACAUUGUAGAGCAAGAUCUGAUGUUGCUGAAUCAAAUGUGGAAAAGUCUAAAACUUCCACAAGAGGGCAUCUGUAUGCAGCCCAGAUAGAGCUAAAUGCUUUGAGGUCAAAAGUGGAGAAGUCUGUCUUGGUUAUCAAAGCAACCAGGGAGAAGUUGAGUGCUCUGCAGGCUUUAGAGGGCAGAAAAGAGUUUGAAUAUUUCCUUGGUGCCUGUAACAAGUCAGGGGAUCUGACUGCUGAGCUCCGAAAAAAUAGAGAACUCAUGGAAAGAAGAAGCAACCAAGCUGCUAAAGUUCAGUAGAACUGAAUAUGCAACUCUUCUUAAACUGUUGGCUUUUCAUUGUAUAAAUCAAGGCUACAUAGGUGCCUUGAUAAUUUUCUUUUUUUGGUAGUCUUUCUGUUAAAUGUAAUACAAUAAUAUAAAUUUCAAAUAUGUUGUCUGAAAUUAAUUCUUGAAAGAAAAUCUUCCAUUCUUUUUAAUUUCUUUAAAGCAAAUAUUCAGUGGUCUAAUAUUAACCUCCUAACUCCCCAAAGCCUGUUCACUAUGUAUAAGGCACAAAUGUAAUGUGUGAUGGCAUAUUCUCCAUUUGCCUGGAUGAGUGCAGCUCCAAAAACACUCAAAGGCUUGACAAAGCAGUCUUCUGGAUUGCCAUCUCGCUCACUAUCUUAAAUGUUCACUCUCCCAAUCAACACAAUGACAGGAAUGUAAUAUGUCCCGUCUACGAGAUGCACUAAAUCAACUCACCGAGACGACUUCAAAAACAGCUUCCAAACUGCCAGGAAGGACCUGGACGUCGGGUGUGUGAGAACGCCACAACCUGCAAGUUUCCCACCAGAUCUCUCACCAUCAUUACUUGAAAAUAUGACACCCAUUCUUCAUGCUGCUAGACCAAAAUUCUGGAACUCCUAUCGAACAGCACUAUGGGGUGUGUCUACAACACAUACACUGCAGCAGUUCAAGAAGAAAACUCACUACCACCUUCUCGAGUAAAUUAGGGGUAGGCAAUAAAUAUAUUUAUAAAACAAACUCAUUUGCAAAAAUCAAAUUUUGACUAC
Chiloscyllium plagiosum (whitespotted bambooshark) is the source of this 1247-nucleotide messenger RNA. The record is from RefSeq and is a predicted model, not a curated record. Lineage: Eukaryota; Metazoa; Chordata; Chondrichthyes; Orectolobiformes; Hemiscylliidae.